CAAACUUCGAGCAUUGACUACUGUCGUCAUGCCAUACUCGCCCCAACAGGACCCAGUGCGCUACCUAUAGGAUACUCUGUCCAUACGCUCCUUUUCCUUGUUCUGCUUUCUCAUUGCAAUGAGUUUUUAAAUCGCCUCGCUGAAGAGAGUCCACCGGCUUACCAUUCCUUUGACCUUUGUUUUCCGUGGCUGUGUCGCAUUAUUGAAGAAAAGCAAGAAACUUGCUUGCAUAGAUGGGUGCCUGUCAGUCGUGUCUGGGCCUGGGAAGUCGUGAGGAGAAUGAGCCUGAACAUGCCCGACUCAUUGAAGAUGAGAUUUUUCCAGGCAGCUAUGGAUAUGGCUCUGUGAACCACCCAAAUCAUCAACAAUCAGAUCCUGAAGAUCUAAAACGAGAACGAGAAGCAUUAGAGGCGAUUUGCCAGCGCGCAUCAGACUCAGUAGUUGAUAUCUGGUCCUCCCACCCCCAUCUCCAACCCCAAGCAACCCUGCGCAGCAACAACGGAUCUGCCACAUCGUCGCGCGUCCCUAGUAAUGAGACAGCCACAGCCACAGCAGAUGGAACCCCGACAGUGACAGCGACAGCGACACCCAGUGGCACAAUAAAGAAAAGCCCUCCACACAAUCUCGCACCAAUACCCAAAAACUGGGGUGAAGUGGUGGUCUCGCCGCGUCGCAAAGGAAAAAACACCACACAAUCUAACACGGAUAUUUUUGGAGUUCUGAACGUUUCAUAACCUUACCACCGCCACUACAUCGGCGAUAUGAUUAUGAUUGAAAAGAACAAGAAAUUGAGUGUGAUGAACUCGAUGAUGGUUUUCUAUUUACACAUCCGAAAUAGUGAUCGCUUUGACCCCAUAGAUCUGCAAAGUGGUGGCUCUGUUUAUUACCUGGCUGGCGUCUUGAUAUACCCGACUUUCUCUCGUCUUUCUCUUCCCUGUAUUUUUCGCGGAUGCGUUUAGGUGGCUUGCCUUUCCUUUGAUUUUCUUACAUAUGCGGUUUGUCUACGGUGUACAGCGAGGGUCCCUUUUAAUUCUUGUUCAAGUAUAUAGGCUAGUGCUGUUGUGUCAUUUUACGACCCGACGUUUAUAAUUAAUUGCAAAUGAAACAGAUGAAUUCAACUGAAAGAAA
Talaromyces proteolyticus is the source of this 1128-nucleotide messenger RNA. RefSeq names its product late endosomal/lysosomal adaptor and MAPK and MTOR activator-domain-containing protein. NCBI's taxonomy places the organism in Eukaryota, Fungi, Ascomycota, Eurotiomycetes, Eurotiales, Trichocomaceae. The coding region runs from base 234 to 734 and encodes 166 amino acids. The record is from RefSeq and is a predicted model, not a curated record. Gene Ontology annotation, biological process: lysosome organization; positive regulation of MAPK cascade; regulation of receptor recycling. Gene Ontology annotation, cellular component: Ragulator complex; late endosome membrane; membrane raft. The transcript is spliced from 3 exons.